Messenger RNA from Hevea brasiliensis (rubber tree), 1083 nucleotides. RefSeq lists its product as uncharacterized. NCBI's taxonomy places the organism in Eukaryota, Viridiplantae, Streptophyta, Magnoliopsida, Malpighiales, Euphorbiaceae. The record is from RefSeq and is a predicted model, not a curated record. Gene Ontology annotation, biological process: proteasome regulatory particle assembly. The transcript is spliced from 5 exons. Gene Ontology annotation, molecular function: protein binding. Bases 171 to 866 code for a protein of 231 amino acids. Gene Ontology annotation, cellular component: nucleus; cytoplasm.
GUCCUCACGCUGGGAUUGCACGUGCACAUUACAUAAAGGGAAUUGACGGAACUGUCCAGAACCAUUUACCGAAAGACUCACCUGGUCCUUUUUCUUCUCUUUCAAGUCUAACCCGUAAAACCCUAUUACCUAUAGGCAAAGCGAUAAUCCAGCACCAAUUCAAGCACAGAAUGGUGGCCACAAAUCUGAAAGCAGAAACAAUGAAGCUUGCAGAGAAGAGAAGCUCCAUCGAAGCGGAGAUGAACGGUAUCAUUGAGCGCCUCUGCCAUCCCGGCGGUCCUGGUCUCUCCGGCAACCUCGUCGACGCUGAGGGAUUUCCUCGUGCAGAUAUUGACAUUCCUGCUGUGAGAGCAGAACGGAAUCGUCUUGCUGUGCUGCGAAGUGAUCACAAGGAGAUCACAGAGAAAAUAUCUGAAAAUAUACUAGCUCUGCAUUCAGCUAGGCUUGCUUCUAGGCCAUCAUCCCGUAAGGAUUCAGGCCAUGAUGGAGCAUCAAAUAAUCAAGACUUAUCAACUGGCACUGCUGCAUCUGCAUCCUCCCACAAUGUUGUUCUGGGGGAGGCUCCCAGUUCCAUGGAUUUGGAUGUGAUUGUCAGCAUACCCUUUGCAGUGGUUGAUGAAAUAGCGGAUGGAUCCCCUACAGCAGAGGAUGGUUUACAGCUUGGAGAUCAGAUUGUUAAAUUUGGCAGUGUGGAAUAUAAAGUUGGUGAUAAUCUUCUGCAAUGUCUUGCUACCGAGGCUCAGGCAAAUCAGGGUCAUGCUAUACCUGUUGUAGUUUUGAGGCAAGGUGCCCCAUUCAAUGUAACAGUAACUCCAAGAGCAUGGCAAGGCAGAGGUCUACUGGGUUGCAGUUUCCGGAUUUUAUAACUGGUUAUGUUCUGUUAUGCCAUGGUGUUGCAGUUGCAAGGCGGUGAUUGAAGUGGCAUGUUGACAGGGAACCCUACAUUUCUUGUUUCUUAUUUCUGGAAAGCAAACUAAUUAUUGUGUGUAGUUUCAGGAUUUUAUAACUGGAUACAUAGGGUCACAUGUUUGGAUUUACUUGAGCUUCUGUUGAAAGAUACCUGAAUACACAUCUUUUGAUUCA